GUGGCGCUGUAGUAGCAAUAUGCCGCUGUGAAGUGGCAAGUGGUCGAAGACGGUAUAAGCAUAUGCCAUUUUUAUGAUUGUACAGUGAAUUUGGUCAUAAACAUGAGGUGGCUCGUGCCGUGCAUAUUAUUUAUCACUUCCAUUGUCGCGACCCAUUGUUACUUCAUCACCGUGGACGCGCAUGCCGAGGAAUGUUUCUUCGACAAGGUCGAAUUCGGCACCAAGAUGGGCCUCACAUUCGAAAUAGCAGAGGGUGGAUUCCUAGAUAUAGAUGUAAAGAUAGUUGGUCCAGAUGGAAAGAAGAUUUACGAAGGUGAACAAGAGAGCAGCGGGAAGUAUACAUUCGCUGCGCACACACCUGGUGUUUACACCUACUGCUUCAGCAAUCAGAAAAGUUCAAUGACGCCAAAGGUGGUGAUGUUCAAUAUGGACAUAGGUGAGAAUCGAAAACCUAAUGAGGAAGCUGCUGGUGCGGAUGGCCAGGAUGCUGAUGGCAAUCAUGGAAAGUUAGACGACAUGAUCAAAGACUUGAGCACCAGUUUAUGGGGUGUAAAGAAUGAACAAGAAUACAUGCAGGUGCGCGACCGAAAUCACAGAGCGAUUAAUGAGAGUACAAAUUUCCGGGUUGUGGUAUGGGCGUUUUUCGAAGCCAUGGUACUGGUAUUGGUGACAAUAGGACAGAUCUACUACUUGAAGCGAUUCUUCGAGGUGCGAAGAAUCGUGUAGUCUAGGUAUCUAAUGACACUCAACUGAAUCAAUUUUUUAUGUAAUUAAAUUAUGUCUAAUUACACAUUACAUCAUCUCUGCGGUAAAUACAUUCUCCACAUUUUCCAAGGUGAAUCUAAAUUUUACGGCGUUAGUAUUUAAGCGAAAGGAGUAUUUCCUACAGAUCCGUAAGAUUUCUAAUAAAUGAAGAAUUUGUAACAGUACAAGAUAUUUAAUUGAAAAUAUCCGUUCGAUUGUAAAUGUUUACCUCUUAAUGUAUAUUAAUGGUAAAUAUCGAAGAGAAACGUAUAUCUGUAAUAAAAAAGAAAUGUACA
Messenger RNA from Dinoponera quadriceps, 1040 nucleotides. RefSeq names its product transmembrane emp24 domain-containing protein 2 (gene CHOp24). Gene Ontology annotation, biological process: intracellular protein transport; Golgi organization; endoplasmic reticulum to Golgi vesicle-mediated transport. Bases 103 to 726 code for a protein of 207 amino acids. The transcript is spliced from 3 exons. The record is from RefSeq and is a predicted model, not a curated record. NCBI's taxonomy places the organism in Eukaryota, Metazoa, Arthropoda, Insecta, Hymenoptera, Formicidae. Gene Ontology annotation, cellular component: Golgi apparatus; endoplasmic reticulum; COPII-coated ER to Golgi transport vesicle.